This is a messenger RNA of Leguminivora glycinivorella, 2020 nucleotides long. RefSeq lists its product as uncharacterized. The coding region runs from base 197 to 757 and encodes 186 amino acids. Lineage: Eukaryota; Metazoa; Arthropoda; Insecta; Lepidoptera; Tortricidae. The transcript has 3 exons. The record is from RefSeq and is a predicted model, not a curated record.
GUGGCGGCGGGCGCUGUGGCAGGCCUCCACGCUUCUGCUUGUGGGAGCCACUAUCAAUAUCGGAUUCUUCACACGACCCAGGGACUUUUUACCACCACCACCACAGGUCAAUUGCUUGGAAUUACCAAAUUAUAGUGCCGACACUAUAGCCAGGACAUUUAAUACAGGACGGCGUCUUCCGCGUCAGGUCGGCCCUAUGUUCAUUCCGCCCACGACGGCUACAUUUCUUAGCAGACCACUGAUACAUAUCAACAGAAUAUCGCCUAGGAUCGAUCAACUUCUGCCCGAAGCCGACGACAUAGUGAAGGAGCACGCGAAACUCGUGCAAGAUAUUAACAGUUUGAAACAACUCGUGUUUGUGUCCCCUUUUGCGGACGAAAACCGAGACUACGAAGAUUCCAUUUUCCAAGAAAUUAUAGAGACUACUACUACACGGUUGCCGAAGAAGAAGACGACUACUACAGCAAAACCGCCCCCAAAGACGACCAAGGCGAGCUCCAUCCCCAUCGUCCUCCUAGGAGGCGCCAGCAACCAGCGGCAAGUCGUCAAAAGUCAGCCGAUCAAGUUUCCUAAGACGUCUAUAAGCUUGGUUGGGACUUCCGUAUCUCCGUUAUUAAAACAUCCCUAUCCUUUUGUGAUGCAGGAGACGUCACGGAGACCUAUCAAAGUGUGUAUGACCACCAUGCCUACCAUGUACACCACCCCCCGACCACCCUCCUUGUGGGAGAGGUUAAUACGCGCCAUCAUCCCCAGAUAGCACGUAACUUUUAAUUUAAGAUUAGGUAACGUAAGAUGUGCAUGAAAAUGUAUUUGUAUCUGUAUCAACGUUAUAUUAAGUUUAGCCGCCUGUCAUUGCCACUUGUUACCGUUUUGUUACGAAGACACGGCCGGAAUAAUUGUGAUUCAGUAAUUAAUAAACGAAUACCACGUAUUGUAUCGUUUUCUUGUCGCGUUAGGAUAUGGGAAUGGGAAGUGCCGGUUCCCUCCGUUACUCAACCACCACCACCGCGGGUCGUCUGCGGCGGCGGCGCGGCGGUUACCGCACCGCGCGGUACAUUGUUGUCUCCGAUCGCGUGUGCCACUUCUAAUUACAGAUGCCGAUUAUGUAUUGUCUAUUUUUUACACUUUUACGCGUCGGAAUGGAAAAGUUGAACGUCUUAUAUGUUGUUGUGACGAAACUGACUUUUCAAUGGUUGAUAUCGAUUUUCACAGCGCCUGCUGAAGUUUUUAACAAAUAUUUCGUUCUUUCACGAUCACUUUGAAGGAAAAGGACGUAUAUACCGCUGAACAAAUUAAAGUAGGUAACUUACGGUCUUUAAACAUGUAAGUCGCAUAAUCAGUCAUAAUAAUAGGUCGCACAUUUGAGGUAAAUUAUUUAAACGCUAUAAUGAACGAAUUUACCAGAUAAAGCGAUAAUAGAGGUAUAUAUAAGUGAAGCGUGUUGGUGAAGCAGUGCGCGGUAGUGAAAGUCAUUCUGUUGUUCCCGGCUGAGUUUCAUACGUAUACGUUUGAGGACUUGCAUACCAUCGCGGUUAAUGAGUAUAUUAUGCCUUGUGACGUGCAGUAUAUUAAAUAGAAUCAAUGUGAAAAUUUAUAAUUAUUAAUAAUUAUGUACUGAUUCCUUGGCGAUGUCCUAAGGCUGUAUAACCACCAUACCUAUAACUCAUAUGCUGAUCAUUUAAUUACUUUCCUAAGUAGAACAUUCUUACGCUAAUUUAAUAAGCAAGUUCAAGCAGUUUUGUGGUGUGAAUAUUAAGGUAACGACAUAAUAAAGUUUGUAUCGUUAUUUAAAAAAGAAACACAAUAUAUGACAUAUUUUUUAUUAAAUCUAAGAGUAAAUUUGGCCUGGCUAGCCAUAUAAGAGACGAUAUGAGAAAAAAACUUUGAUUGCUGAGGUCGCCGUUAUCGAAAUCGAUUUGGAAGACUAUGCUAUAUUAUAUAAUACAUCUUGUACAAAGUAAGUACUUAGUAAACAUUUUAUUAUUACAAUAGAAUAUCGGCCAAUAUUGUUAAUAAUAAC